AUGGAUUCUCCCCGAUCGCCGGCGGAGACUCCCAUCACUGCCUGGCAAACGCCGUGGUCACAAACCAAUCAUCAUGAUGAACCUGCCCCCCCGAGAAGCACCAACAACAGCACCAGGCAUCAGGACCAGCCGUCCCUUCCCAGCCAGGGCAGACGGGGCAAUGGUUCCUUCCAGCGGGAGCGGGAGCGGGAGCGUGGGCAGCGGCGGCAGCACCGGCAGCGGCAGCACCGCCAGGCGUCGCUGGAGCUCUUGGAGGCUCGUUCCCUCAACAGGGUGCUGGAACAGGAGAGCGUGCUGGACAAGGAGGAGAUCGCCGCGCUCUACCAAGAGCAGGAGGAAGUGCUGCAAGCGAACAGCGCCCUUCAGGCGGAGCUCGAGGAAGCGAGGGCCUCCCUGACGGAAGUCUGCCGCGAGGUGGAGCGGCUGUCCGCGGCCCUCACCAAGCAGGCCUCUCUCCUAACCAGCGAGAAGAAUAGACGGCGUGACGCGGAGACGGAAUUAGGGCGGUGCAAGUCUGCUCUGGUGGCCGCGGCAGAUCGGUGCAGCGAUCCAUCAAGCGGCAGCAGCACGAGUGUCGACAACCCCGGUGCUGCCUCCGUCGAGGACAACGCGAGCAGCAUGGGCAGUACCGACGGCAGCCACAGCACCGGUAGCAGCGUCGAGCGUCCUGUCUUGGCAAGCGCGUCUGCUAUCGUUGAUGGUGCUGGACCGAUCGACGACGAUCCAGAACCCGAUCUCCCCGAUCUGUUCCACUCUGUCCAGAGCGCCAUGACGGGCACCGUCAGCAGGUGGAUCAAGGGCAUGCAGGCCGCCUGCAGCCCGGGGCUGCGGCAAGCUUUGGUUCUGCCAUGGCUGCUGCACAAGCUUUUUUUCCUGAGCACGGAGCUCAUCGACGAGAGGCGGCAGGAGCUCGUGAGCAUCUUCGAGGAGGAAGUGGCGGUCGGCGGCAAUGAGGGUGCGAAGGAGUCGUCCGUGACCCUGCAUCACCAUUUGAACCGCCACUACCGCACCGUGUUUCCUCUGCAGGGGGAUAAGUUAAUGGCGGCCACCAAGACGGUCAUGAUGUCGCUCGCUCACAGCAUGAUCGAGUCGGAAGAGUGGAACCCGGAGGCCAAGAACGCGGACGCCGUCCAAUCCGCCCUCGCGGCGAGCGGCCUCGAGAAGAUCGUCGAGGAGUACCUCAAUAUCGCCGUCGGCUGCCUGCUGCGGUCGUACUCGUUCACCGACGACCUCGGAGAUGUGGAGCGUUUCGACCCGAACCGACACUUUGAUCCUGUCGACGGUGAAGUCACUGGCGAGUUGUGCGUCGUCAUCUUCCCGGCGUUGGUAGGCGGUGACGGCGGGGAAGGAGAAGGGGAGGAGGAGGAAGGGCGCUUGCUGAGGAGGCGGUUCGUGAUGAACUACCAGGGCAAGUGAGAAGGAAGAAGCAGGGGGGCACGACGCGACCUCGUCAGAAGGAGGCUCGUGUCGCGGAUGUAGGCGUGAAUUGUUCACCGCGGAGGGGUGGAGAUGGCACCACGGACGGCACUGGUAUGGCUGCGGGGUGUUUGUAAGGUGCCACGCACGUGCGGAAAAAUUUCAACAAGGAUUGUUCAGCUUUAAGGGCCGUGGCUACAACACCCCCCCCCGCCGAAUCCAUUCGAGGAUGGGUGGGAAACCUGAUUGUAUCUAGGCAUAUGACUAUGUGGUAGGGUUGCUUUUCAAAGCGGCGGGUGCUGCUUCGCGAAACCCGUUGGUGUAUUGCUCAGCCUGUAUUGCUCAACCACGUGCCAUGCUUCGCACCCCCAUGUUUUGUAUGUGUCUUCAUGUGACGUGUACUGUACGUAUUUUGCGUGGAGGCAGUGCUUGUAGUAGUCACGUGGGCAAUGCUUGCGGUUGUGACAUGCGGCGUUGCUUGGCGUGCGAAAGCUGCAUGACACUUCGCUCGGCAGGGCAAGGUAUCCCGCCCG
This is a messenger RNA of Ectocarpus siliculosus, 1949 nucleotides long. The record is from the annotation of a GenBank genome assembly. Lineage: Eukaryota; Phaeophyceae; Ectocarpales; Ectocarpaceae.